GUCUUUCUGUCAGGGCGAACGACUUGUUACGAGAUUUCUCUUUCAUCAAAUCUGUGGUAAUAAUUUGGACUUGUGUAAUAUUAGUCGUUCUACUUGGGUCACGACUUGUAAAUCCUCCUACUUGAUGUUUUGAAAUUGUUACUAUCAUAGUUGUGUUGAUUCCUGCUUCUCAAUGGUAUUUUAUUUUCUCGAAGUUAUGAUAAGUGGCGACCCGCAGACCAGAUACUCGAAGCUUUUCUUCGACGCUUAAUUAUGGUUGCUUUUCUUGAUGCUGUUGUGGCUAGUAGCAGCUUCCACCACUGUUAAUAUACUUAAAAACUGCUGGUACAACUAGAUCUUUUGCUAACAGGUUUAAUUCUUUUAGCAGGUUUAUUCUCAUUAUUUCCUGCUGGUUUCCUUGAUUUGGUUCCAUUGAUCUGAGACAAAAAAAAUGCAGAAGUUGCGAAAAUUGAAUUUCUUCGAUCGUACCCAAGCGAGUGGGUGGUUUCCGUCGUCCUCGUCGGCCCGUCGCAGUGCCCUAAACGUAAACGACGGAAGCCGCAGCUCUUCCACCUCCCUUUUAUCCGAGAUCGAAUUAAGGCUUCGGGACAUGUCCCAUUUUGAGAAGCAUAUGUGGAGAUCGGUCCAGACAAUGAAUAGUAUUCAAUACAAAUUGAAAUCUCCAGAUGCUUCUCGAAACACGAGACUCCCGAAAGGUCUAAUCGAAGCCAUUGCGGGAAGCACGAAUUACUUGCUGCUGGGGACGCGAGGGAAGGAACUUUUGGUCGUGGAAAGAGAUUUCAAGCGCACCACGAUUACGGCGGUCGCUGGAGCAUGUCCUUAACAUCAUCAUCCUUGGUUCUCCUUUUGGAGAAGAAGCUUCCAAGGAUAUGACUCUCAGGUAAGAUGCGAACGCGAUAGCUCUAACACAACCGUCUCUCACCGCACUGCUGGCCUCGCACAGGACGAGUCAAUACUGCGUCUUCACGAGUGUCGACCCGACGUUUUCCUCGCACUUGUACACGGAAAUGGAGGUCUUCUAGCUAUGUUAGUUACAUACUUCUUCUAGCUAUCUAGCUUACAGUGCUGAUUUGAUUUGAAUAUUUUUGUGAGCUCCACCAGGACAAGGUGGGAGUAGUACUGUUCUCGUCUUGCGUUUGUUACCUUCUUCAAACAACUCAGGUGAGCGACUUCGGUUUUUCCGAGUCGAGGGCGCACAGCGGAAGGUGACCCCAGUUGGUGUCAGCAUUCCUGUAUUCGAUCGCAAAGCGUGUCGGGUUACGUCUUGCGAAUGUCUGGGCGACCACUGCGUGGUCAUCGGCAGUGAUCGAGGUCAACUGCAGCUGGUGUAUCGGCCGUUAGAAAAGUCCCCUGCCGUGCGCUACGUCAGCGUCAGCAGUUUUCCCGGCGCACCCGACAACCACAUACAACCCGCACACAACAACAGUAGUACCACUUUCGAGUCGCAAGUUGUCACGGGAUGUCACUUUCUGGAUCAAGUUCGGGGCGCAAACAACAACGACAAGCACAUACGCGUGGUACUAUUCGUCACGACUCCAUCCGCAGUGUAUUCCUACAGCCUUGGAGGCCUUGCGAGCGGACGAUUAGAUCCGGACCACGGAGUUCGUUUACUCAAUGAGGACCGAGCGGGCGGCGCCGAUCCGCAUUGUUCUUAAGGCUCGAUACAAUUCAUUUCCAAGUAGGGUCUUCUGCUUCCUUCUUCUGAUUCGGAAGAGACGAGAUAGGGUAGAUCAUAGAAAUACAACUGUCAGUCCACGUCUCUACGGUCAUCAUGAACGAUGGCAACAGGGACAACAGCACGCAACAUCCAUAGCGGUCUUCUGCUUCCUUCUUCUGAUUCGGAAGAAAGAUAAUAGGGCAGGAGUGAAUUAUUUUGAGCUCUAAUGUUCAGCCGUCUUCCGUUCCAUGCAGUGUCUCCUGGUUGCUCGCAAAGAUGGAGUCUUUUCCUACGAUGCGGACGAGGGCAACCUCUCAGCCAUACCGCUUGACGGCCGCAAGCAUCUGCUGCUCUUAAGGCUACACCUAGAUCUGGAGCAUGUCGUCCUGAUGAACAACACCAUGGUGAUACACCUUAAGUAGGUCGUUCUUCUUCUUUUUCUGUACUUACUUGAAAAUUGAUGGGGAGCCAAGGUGGAAGAAUGCCCUCCGGGAAGAUGCAUAGGCUCCCAAGAUGAGGAUGCUCUAAUGCUCUGCAGAGGUCCCUUUUUCGUGACCGUCACGUCAGAAGGGGAAUACGAUGCAACCUCGCGAGCGCGCGUGACCGUUUGUCUCUCCUACCCGCACAUGCGUUUUAUCGCCUAUUCGAGUCUGUUCGCAGCCAGCGCCGAGACUCUUCGGGUCGUCCCCGGAAUGCAGGACAGUCUGUUCGUACUGGACGGGGCCGACCAGUUGUUUCAACUGCGCGAGAAGCCCAAGACCGAACAGAUCGAUGUUCUGCUGAAAAAGCGCAUGUUCGAUUGGGCAGCGAUUCUUAAGGGCUAUAAUAUAGCAUUGCAGGAGUCUCCCGCACCAGCAUCCUUGGCUUUUUUCAACUAUUUAGAAGAGAAUAAGUCAAGAAUGUUCAAUCACUAGAAAAUAUUAGUCGAGAUGUUCAUCUGAGGAAUGCAAAAAUUGCCUAAGUCUCUUGUCUAAGAUUCUUGUCAAAGAUGUUCAGCAACAAGAAGUGGGACCCGCGUCGAUGUGCGAGAUUUACAGGCUCCACGGUGACGCCCUGUUCGAAAAGAGGAUGUAUGAACAGGCUUUAGCGGUUUAUAUGAAGAGCAUUGACGCGGACUUGCCACUGGAAUUAUGGUGUUGAGUAAGUAAUAUAUUUUUUCGUUUGCGAAAUUGGAAGGCCGUGGCCUCUUGUUCAAGGGGAAAAAGAAAGGUCGUCCAAGGAUAUAUGGGUCUCAGGGAUGAAAUAAUGCGAUGCAGUAUGGCAGUAUGCACUUUUCUUUCACUGCGAGAUUCAUUGUAAAUUGCAUACAGCUCCUCUAAUGGAUGCGAGCUACGUAAUCGAGAAGUAUUUGGAGGUGUCUAAAAUUUCGCAUAUUGCGAAGUUUUUGCGGAAGCUUCACGAACGCCCUGGACUUGCGGAGGCGCGACAUACGGAGUUGCUGAUUAAAUGCUACACGAAGAACGCGGCCGCGCGAGGCGAGGACAAGUCUUAAGGCAGGCCCCUCUUCAAAAGUGGUCCAUCCUUUCGUUUAACAUCUGUGACAACCUGCUUUCAACAAGUACUCGAAAACUCUGAAAAUGUAAGCGAGUUAGAGUUAGUAGUGACUGCAAUAGGAGCGCUAGCUUUGAAAGGCUACUCUCAUUUCCGUACUCUAUCUUCUGCGUUAUUCUAGUCAUUCCCUUGCUUAUCUCAGUGUUUCAAACAGAAAAUGGGACGCCACAGAUGAGGGCGGAAACGAUGUACUAAAUUGGAGUGAGCAGAGCAGUUCUAAAACUCAGCCCAGUCAAGCUACGAGGAACUAGAAGAAUUUCUCGCAAAGGUACCUGUCGAGCAUUACGACUACAAGACUGCUCUCCACGUGCUGGAAACGACGCCAGGAUUCAUGCCACAAGCGAUUAUGCUAGCGAAAAAGGUAUAACUACUAACGAUUAUUCAAAAGUGUCUACAGUACCCCUCGAAUGGGUUCACCACUACUACUACUACUACUAAUACUACUACUACUACUGCUACUACUCCAACUACUACUACUACCACUACUAAGUGUGUACUAGACCUCCAUCCACCUCCUAUUUGUUAAGGACCCUAAGUGCCGUAAAACUCUUCUAGAGCAAAGUAGUUCGUGUACAGAAGCACUUGUUCUUUUCACUGAAAGAUAAGAAGAGAAAACUCUUCAUCUACGUGGAAGAGAGGGAAAAGAUCAUGGUCCUUGGCUUUACACGAGUAGUUGAUGGUGCAAUACUCAUGGAUCUGGUUUUCUUACUUCAGCUCAUCAAACGCUGCACUAUUCUCCUUGUUUCUCGAAGUUCAUUGUUGCGACUAACACUAAAACUAAUGGUUGUUCCCUAAUUAUACAUAGCAAUUAGUUUUAGAUGUCUUCACACUCGUUAUCCUCGCAAAGGACCCAACUCAAACGCAUCAGGCGAAAGACGGGCUCGGCUAUGUGCGAAUGCUGCUAGCCGGUGAAGACGGUUACCAGGCCUUAGGUUUUUUGAAGCAGAAGACGUUGGGUAUCGAAACCCGAUUGGGCAUUUUACUCACUCACGGAGCGACGCUGAUGAAAAAGCAUCCAGCAGAAGUACACCGCCUGUUCCUAGACCUGAUCAAAAGUCCACGAGAGGCAGGCAGAGAAGGCCUCAGCGAAGAGGAGUUAGACGAGAUCAUGCGAGUCUAUUGCGUCAAUGUUAAGGCUCCUUAAAUGUCCCCGUAAGUAACAACAGUAAAUAUUUUGAUCAAGAAGUAACGAUAGGCUCUUACUUAUCCUCGUCCUCGAUUGAAUACAGAAGCAUCCUGUCCUGAAGAGGCUUUUUUUCCUCCCUCCUCGAUUGAAUACAGAAGCAUCCUGUCCUGAAGAGAUGCCUUUUUUAAGAGGAAAAAGGUCCACGCAGUCGCAGUGUGGAAAGGUCCCUUGUCUUCAAAUCAAAGGAUUUUUAGCGGAACCUCUAAGGAUGACGAGUCUGCGGAGUCGGGAGAGGAGCUGUCCAGAGUCCGGGAAGCCUUUCUCCAAGAAGCGGCGUUCAAAAUGGUUCACCUCCUGCCGCACAAGUGGGUCGACGCCGUUUUAUUGCCAGCGCUUUUAGAGUGUUUGUUGCGUCGAUGGCGAAAAGAGCAGCAGUGCCCGAAAAUUGCGAAGGAAGUCCUCAAACUACUGGAAGAGCAUGCCAUGCGACGGAACUUUCUCGAGCGCGUGCCGCUGUUGUGCGGUAUGUACGAUUUCUCCCGUGGCCUUCUGUUUGCGUACGAGCGACUAGGCGAAUUCCAGAGUCUGAUAGCCUAUCAUUUGGACCGCGGCGACGUCGACGGGCUAUUGGAGACGUGUCGGCGAUGCGGAUCCCGGGAACCACGAUUGUGGCUCCAAGCACUCACAUCGCUUCCGCAGGCGGCUGUAGGAGUAGAGAACUCUCGAUUAUUACGGCUUAUACUUAAAUAUUAGCAAUUCACCCGGCGGCCCCUACUCCUUCAUCUAGUUGUUGAUUAUACAGGGAGUUUCUAAAGAAAUAUUAAUAUUCAGUAUGAUGAACAAAGUUCCUUCACCGUUCACUUUUCUCUACCUACGCCUUCUUGGGUGGAUUCUCAAAAAAUGGGCAAGAGAAAUGAAUUGCUCUCAGCGCAUCUAAGUAAUUCUAGAGCUCAUCUAAUUCUAGCGCAAGAGAGACCAUCUCCACCAGAGAGCACAAGUAGUACUUUAGACGAUAGCCUCACGCGCAUCAGGGAGACGGCAAUUCCAGAAAUACUACGAAAUACGGAUCUGCCACCGCUCUCGGGACUGCGCUGUCUUUCGCAGAACAAGGUUCCCCUCAAAGCUGCGCGUGGAUAUCUCAAAAAUGGUAUGGACAAGUCAGAAUAAAGUGACAAGAAUUAUUCGAGUUGCAAUUACUGUACUUGGCAAUUCGAAACAUGAUAGGAGUAAUUUUCCGUACGAUCAUCCUGACGUUGCGAUGUAUUGCCAAAAGAUAAGCAAGAUGAGAAUUGUAUUGCAGGACUAGCGUACUGGUAGUGGGCUGGAUGUUUCCCUUCUGUUCAUACUUUCUUUGGAGAAGUUGCGUCCGAGUGAAAGCAAAACGACCGAGGAUCGCGUGGAGAUAGCAAAGAUGGAGGCGGAAGUGGAGUCGAUCAAGGGGAAGCCUAGGAUCUUUGCCGCCGCCAAGUGCUACGAGUGUGGCCUCAACCUGGAACCGCCUUCGGUCCACUUCUUUAAGGCUAGUACUACCGCAGGAGCAACCGCGGCUAGAGCACUUCCGCAGGAGCGUCUUCCCUGGCUCUUUCUCACAACUUGAUUGUGAGAAAGUGGAUGCCGGCUAGAGCACUACCGCAGGGGGACAGCAUCAUCCCUGGCUUUAUAAUUUCAAAUCAGAAGUAUCGUCCUUGUGUCAAAAACAUACAGAUAGGACACUGACAGGGAUGCCGCACUCUCCUCAGCAUCUCAUCGUGGAUGCUCUCAGGGAUGUGACCACAGUAGCUCUAACUUCUUUUGCAUGCACAGUUACCAUGCGUACUGCGUUGGAGACGAAUGCCGCAAGUGUUAUGGAUAAUCCUUGGUGGGGGUACCUACUUCUGUAAGCGCAAGUGAAUAUCCGAGUGGAGGGACCCUGCCCUAUCUUAUCCUAUCUUAUCCUAUCUUAUCCUAUCUUAUCCUAUCUUAUCCUAUCUUAUCCUAUCUUAUCCUAUCUUAUCCUAUCUUAUCCUAUCUUAUCCUAUCUUAUCCUAUCUUAUCCUAUCUUAUCCUAUCUUAUCCCAAGCUGCAGUGAUCUCUAACUUGCUUACUUAUGUACGUGUAAAAAGUGAAUAUCGAUUUCGAUCCAAGCUACAAGUCUACCGCAGUCAUGAUCUCUAAGCUAGCAGUCAAAACGUGGGCAGCAUCGGAGCUGCCGGACCGCGGUCAACGUCGGAACCCAACGACGAAGAGUUCUUCAAGUACCUGAAGAGUGGACGCAACUUAGACGGCGGUUUUCCAGUCAUCGCGGACUACUUCGCGCAGGGUGUCUUCUGAAAUUGAUGCGGCUAGAACGCUCAGAAGAUGAGAAUACAAAAGAGCAUACAAAGGAGGCCGCGAAUUUGUGUGAGUCAUCUCGCGCUGCGGUCGACUUAGUUCAGAUGGCACGAAGAUUACAUGGGUCGUGGAGCACGAAGAUCACAUGGGUGGAGCAGGAAGAUCACAUGGGUGGAGCAAGAAGAUCACAUGGGUGGAGCAAGAAGAUCACAUGGGUGGAGCAAGAAGAUCACUUAGGGGUCUCUCAUGGAUCUGGAUGCCUGCAGCGUCUGAUCUGGUCGCAAGACUGCAAUAGGUACUCCUCACGCGCUUCUUUGAACUUGGAAUCUGUCUCGAGUAUCGCUUGGCAGCAGCCCUUUUAUGUUUUAGAGCAGGGACAACUAAGGAAGUACUCCUUCAUUAGAGCGCUUCAUUAUAGGAAUGCUCUAAUUCUGGACCACCACUCAACACCACUCGUCAAGGACCCCUUUAAAAUUAUAACUAAAGCUCGAUUUCUUCGUGAUGUUGACCACGGGUAUAGAAAAUUCCUGAGCUGCAGUUGAAUCCAACGGAUCAAGAGAGCAUCAUGCG
Molecule: messenger RNA, 7214 nt
Organism: Amoebophrya sp. A25
Lineage: Eukaryota; Dinophyceae; Syndiniales; Amoebophryaceae
Source: the annotation of a GenBank genome assembly